Molecule: messenger RNA, 1476 nt
Organism: Peromyscus eremicus (cactus mouse)
Lineage: Eukaryota; Metazoa; Chordata; Mammalia; Rodentia; Cricetidae
Gene: Txndc15
Product: thioredoxin domain containing 15
Exons: 5
Coding region: 85-1137 (350 amino acids)
Biological process (GO): cilium assembly
Cellular component (GO): cilium
Source: RefSeq, a predicted model, not a curated record
CCUCAGCCUCGCUGGGGUGGGGGGCGCGACUCCCGUUGCCGUGCGCCGGUUGUCUUCCACCGCGGUGGCUGUGGCCGCGGCUCCAUGUCACGCGCCAUGCACCUCCUCUGCUGGUGGCAAGUACUGCUGUGGGUGCUGGGCCUUCCGGCCCGCGGCCUGGACGUUGCAGAGGAGAGUGGCCGCGCAUGGCGGGAACAGCAGCCUGGCCCAGCUCUCCAAGUCGGGGCCCUAUACCUGCAUAAAGAGGAGGCUGCGCAGGGCCCUCGGGACCAGGCGAGGGUGGCAGAGCCUGCUGAGGCCUCGCCGGGGCCGGGUCCUCGAGGAGAUCCCGUGGUGGUGCUGUCGGUGAUUCCCGGUGCAGCUGAGGACCAACGGAGCGCUGAGGGCCGAGAUGGCACCUGCAGUGCCCUGGGAGAGGAGGACCCAAGAUGUGGCCAGGAGAGCCUCUUCGCACUACACGGUGCGGGCGGCUUCUCGGAGCGGGAAGAGGAGUACUACCCUGAGCCUGGAGCGGCGGAGGCUGAGCCAGUAGCCCCCGAGGAUGCCAACAGCACCGACAGCCUCAAGUCCCCCAAGGUGAACUGUGAGGAGAGGAAUGUGACCGGGCUAGAGAAUUUCACCUUGAAGAUUUUAAACAUGUCCCAGGACCUUAUGGAUUUUCUAAACCCAAAUGGUAGUGACUGUACACUGGUCCUCUUCUACACUCCGUGGUGCCGGUUUUCUGCCAGCCUGGCCCCCCAUUUUAACUCUCUGCCUCGGGCAUUUCCAACUCUUGGCUUUUUGGCACUGGAUGCGUCUCAGCACAGCAGCCUUUCUACCAGAUUUGGCACUGUAGCUGUCCCCAACAUUUUAUUAUUCCAAGGAGCUAAACCAAUGGCAAGGUUUAAUCAUACAGAUCGAACUCUGGAAACACUGAAGAUCUUCAUUUUCAAUCAGACAGGUAUAGAAGCCAAGAAAAACGUGGUGGUGACUCAGGCUGACCGAAUGGGCCCUCUCCCCAGCACAUUGGUAAAGACGGUGGAUUGGCUGCUUGUAUUUUCCUUAUUCUUUUUAAUUAGUUUUAUUAUGUAUGCUACCAUCCGGACCGAGAGCAUUCGGUGGCUGAUUCCAGGACAAGAGCAGGAGCAUGUGGAGUAGAGACACAACUCAAGGGAGAGGAGACAUCCGGCCGGACUUACAGUCAUGGGUAUUUCCUCCCCUGAAGCGCUGACUUGCAGCGGAAGUCAGAGUCAAGAAUCAUGUUCUUUUUGAACUACUGAAAGGCUAAAAAGAUGACAUACAAAUGUGUUUUUACUGUGACAAUUUGCAGAUGAAAAAGUAUUCACUAGAAUCGACUGUUCCUGUUUUCAAUACUUGAACAUAAUGAAUUUCUCUUCUGGUGUCCCUAAGCAGGAAAGUGUUUUGGGAGAGGAGUAACUAGGGUGGCUGUGGGCCUAUAAGUAGCACCUGAUGAAAAAUAAAAACAUGUGCCCCUUG